Messenger RNA from Exaiptasia diaphana, 3450 nucleotides. Its product is annotated as bone morphogenetic protein 1. Lineage: Eukaryota; Metazoa; Cnidaria; Anthozoa; Actiniaria; Aiptasiidae. Bases 44 to 1972 code for a protein of 642 amino acids. The record is from RefSeq and is a predicted model, not a curated record. The transcript is spliced from 6 exons.
CGUUUGAUUAAUAUCAAAACCAAAGAACUAUACGUAUUUUGAGAUGAAAGAAGGCAAUAUUUUGGUACAGAUAGCUGUUUGUUGUGUGAUUUUGAGUUUGAAGUGUUUGACAGCACAAGGCCAGUGUUCUGGUCUAUUGGAUCUCAAUGCUUACUCAAGUACUGAACACUUCAUACAAAGCCCAGGAUACCCAUCAGACUAUCCAAAGAGUUCCUACUGUAGAUGGAGAUUAACAGCACCAAUGGACUACCAUGUACAACUGACAUUUCUUGAAUUUAAUACUCAUUCAGGUCUUCAUUUUGGAGCUUGCUAUUUCUUCAUCAGUGAUAUCCUGGAGGUGUAUGACUCAUCAUAUGAAUCCAGCAGCAAGCGAAUUGGAAGAUACUGUGGUUCUGAUUUGCCAGCAACUGUCGGAUCGUCUUCUAGAUACCUGUAUAUCAGGUUCAGAACUUAUCAUACAAGUUCUGUGGUAUCAAACUAUAGAUUUAAAAUGAAAUAUAAAGCAGUGAAAGCUCCAAGUCAAGAUGAUUCCACGUGUUCUCCAUUUUUUCUAUCUUCAAUCAACUCCAAUAUCAAAGCGUCAUCAUCUCUCUACACUUCAAAAUACAUUGAAAGUCCUUUGUAUCCCAACAAAUACCCAAGCAAGAUCAAGUGUGUUUGGUAUAUAACAGCAUCAACAAGUGCAAACAAAAUUCAGCUGACUUUAUCAGAAGUGAAGAUAUACAGUGACAUACCCUAUUAUUGCAGCUCAGCCGGUUCAGACGAUGUUCUUACCCUACGGGAUGGUAAAACUACCAAUAGCAGUAUGCUGAAAACAAUUUGUGGUCCACAAUCUUCACCACAAACAAUAACAUCAUCAGGACGAUCCAUGACAAUUAUAUUCACUAGCAAUCAGAAAAACUACAAAAAUGGAUCUACAACACGAUUCAAGUUGCAGUAUCGGGAAAUAGAUCCUGAAGCAGGGGGAUCUCUAUGCUCAUCUUCAAACUCAAAUUAUACUAACAACAACAUCAGGCUAGAGUCAUCCCCUUAUACCAAAUACAUCAAGAGUCCUUGGUAUCCCUACAACUAUCCAAGGAACAUACAAUGUACCUGGUACAUCACUGCAUCUUCAAGCUCCAAGAGAAUUGUGUUGAUUUUAUCCGAUGUCAAGAUAUAUAAUGAGGUGAAGUAUUUCUAUUCAUGCCAUUUCUACUCUGACAAAGUGGAUAUGCUGACAAUAACUGAUGGAUCAAGUACUAAAAGUCAGAAUCUGAAAUCGGUUUGUAGUAGUGUUUCAUCUUCAACAGUUCGCUCUACUGGAAAAUACAUGACAAUAAAGUUCAAGACUAAUUCUGAUGACUACUUUGUAACCAAUAAUGCAGGAUUCAAGUUAAAGUACUAUGAGACUGAGAUAAAGCACUAUGAGCCUAAACCUGAGUCGGCUUCAAAUGUUGGUAUGAUCGUUGGCAUAGUGUUUGGUGUGAUUUUUGGUCUUGGUCUUCUAUUAGUUUGCUGUGUUUGGGUGCGUAAACGACAAAGUAAUGCAGGCAAUGUACAGAGAGUUCCUGCAGCUGCAACAACACAUUUGACAACUAUGACAGCAAGUCAUGCACCAAUCGCUCCUGGUGCACCACAGUACCCUAUGCAGACACAAGGUGGACCUCCUGCACAGGGUAGCUUUGUUGUACCUGCUGGAAGCUAUCCACCUCCAGGCCAAUCAAGCUACCCAUCUGAUAAAGGUAGCUACCCACCACCUCACGGCACCUUCGCACUACCAGGUCACAGUCACCCAUUACCAAUUCAAGGUACAUACUCCCCACCUGGAGGCUACUCACCUUACCCUCAAGUGAGCUAUAUUCCACCAGUUAAUGGUCCUGUUUCAGGUGAUCCACCUCCACAAUAUCCAGGGAUAAAUGCUGAUUCAUCACAGGCACCUCCUGCCUUCAACCCCAGUUUCAUGGACCACCUCAAGCCAGUCCACCAUAUUUGACAGGUGGUUCUGGAUAUCCUUUGCAACCUGGCACACAACAAAACUAGCAGCCCGUCGUAGGUUUAGCACUAUGGAUAGUAUGAUCCAGGAACUUCAAAUCAGUCAAAUAACGAUACCCAAUAGAACUUGUGAUUCCAGACACAAGACAACUAAACUAGUGGCCUCACAAAAGUCAUGGUUGAUUGAGAUCGUAGUGUUUGGAAUCACCUAGUACGUAUACAUAAAGUCAAUUGAAAAAGGUUGUGGAUUGAGGUAUAUAAUGAUAUCAUAUAUAACGACAUUGAUAAAACGCCUAAUGACAUGCAGAAUUACAUCCAAAGGCUUCAUCUACCUAGAUUCAUAUUGUAUACUUUUCCUCGUAUCGCUCACUUUUUUUGCUUUUUUUUUCCUUGUAAAGCUAUAAAUUUUUUAUAUUUUUUAUACUAGUCUUCAUUUUUUAUCGUCCUCGACUUGAAUAGUCCCAGACUAACUGCGAGGUCUGAAUCAACUGUAAUUGCUGCUUAUUGAGGUCUUAAUAAAUAGUUGUGUCGAUUUAUGACAAAAUACUACUACAGACAAUAGGAACAGCACCUUACCGAUGAAAUCCAAUGUGCAGAAAUGCCAAAAAAUAUUAUGUUUAAAUGAUUUUGAAUAUAGAGAAAAGCACAGUUGCCAUAUUCUUGCACAUCCUUUCGAAAUGCAUCCAUUUUUUAUUGAAGUGAUUUCUGUUGGUCAGUUUUGUAGAAAUAUAAAUGUACAACGUACUCAGAAGACUUUCGUGGGUUUUGGGUUGCCUUGAAAUUUCAUUUAGACAUUUUUUAAUUGAUAUAUUAUGAAACUCAUUAUAAUAUGUCUAUAUUCAGGAGGGGAUCCAGGGGAGGUGCUUUGGGUGCGGACGCAUCUCCUCUUUUUUGACGACGCGUUUUUUAAAUAUAUAUCAGUAUAGACGUUUUUUUUCUGCUGUUUAAACUCCUGUUGUACUUUCAUCGAGAAAAAGAGUAGCAUACACAACAUGUGUCUGCCACUAUGCUGCUUAACAAUCUAUUUUAGUAGUGUAGUCAAAGAUACGUUGCAAUAAAAGUCAAUUUACUUCUGUUCAAAUUGUGCAUAAUUUUCUUGUUCUAGACAAUAAUGAUCAGUUCCAUAUAUUACUGAAAAAAGCACCCUGAUAUUUACUUAUCUUAAUCCACAACCUUUUUACAAUUAACUGUAUGUUAAUUCAACCUUGUAGUCAUGUGUUGAUAUAAGUCGGGUGUUAGAUUAAAUGGAGUGCAUGUUGACUCUGGGCAACCUGUACAUAAUGUAGAAAAUACAAACAACUUAACCAAAAAGACUCUUACAAAAAUCUCUUGGUGUGAGCUAGAUUAUUAAGUCUCCCUGACGGAACCUCUUGUAGUCCCAUUGAUUGAAUAGUGUAAUAGGUAAUAAACAUAGUGAUUGCAGCUGAAUAUAUAUCAAGUAUAUUAUCGUAUGAGGAAGUGGCUGAUCCCAAUUAAAGA